Conger conger (European conger) is the source of this 7648-nucleotide messenger RNA. RefSeq names its product tyrosine-protein phosphatase non-receptor type 14-like. Gene Ontology annotation, molecular function: protein tyrosine phosphatase activity. NCBI's taxonomy places the organism in Eukaryota, Metazoa, Chordata, Actinopteri, Anguilliformes, Congridae. Bases 714 to 4280 code for a protein of 1188 amino acids. Gene Ontology annotation, biological process: lymphangiogenesis; protein dephosphorylation. The record is from RefSeq and is a predicted model, not a curated record. The transcript is spliced from 20 exons. Gene Ontology annotation, cellular component: cytoskeleton.
GGAAAGCAGGGCGCUGAAUACUUGGGAUUUACGAUCUGAUGGCAUAGGCGUGUUUUGUUCUAUUUUUCUGGAUACACCAUUAACUUGGGGAUUAUUAACAUUUCGAAAGUAUGAUGCCAGUUUGCGUUCGUGUAGGCUACUCUUCUCCAACUUUGGCUUUCUGGUGGAGAAAACGAAUCCAUCUUUGAAAUCUUCGAAAGUACUCCAGUACACAGGCUAGCCUACUUUACGGGGCAAGGAUUUCUUUAAGGAUCGAAAGGAAGUUUGGAAUUUUGGAAGCGUUUCUGACUUGGAUUCAAAUAUGUUGGAAUUCUACUGUGAAGCAAGACUUCUAUUCGGCAUGUGAUCAGCUCUGAUGACAUUAGAUGACAUUUUUUCCUCAUUGUGAUGGUUGAUGUGAACGUUAACUGAAGCUCCAGCCCUACAACUAGUAGAUAUUUUGAUUAAGAACAGAAAAUGAAGUCAAGUAGAUAAUUUAUACAGAAAUUACACAAUGCCAAAGUUGGGUCCGGCCAGGAAAUGACCAAAAAGUAUGCCAGUACUUGGAGGGAGCGAUAUUCAGCUGUUCUGAGAAUGGGACAGGUCUUUUGUGCUUUGGACACAUCUUGACUUGAGGGCGCAGCUGACUGACGAAGAGGAGGUAGGGAUUCUGAAGCCGAGGACCCCCCCACCCACAGAGCCUCGGCCCUCGCACCUCUGCCCCUCCCUGAGACAUGCCUUUCCGACUCAAGCCCUGGCGCACCCGCCGCUACGUCUUGAGCAAGAACUGCUUUGUGACACGCAUCCGUCUCCUGGACAACAAUGUAAUUGAAUGCACACUGUCGGUGGAAAGCACAGGCCAGGAGUGCCUGGAGGCUGUCGCCCAGAGGUUGGAGCUCAGAGAGACGCACUACUUUGGCCUGUGGUUCCACACUAAAGCUCAGUGGCAUAGAUGGGUGGAACUGGAGAAAGCCCUGAAGAAGCAACUGGAUAAGUUUGGCAACGAGCCCCUGCUUUUCUUCGGAGUGAUGUUCUACGUGCCAAACGUCUCCCGCCUGGAGCAGGAGGUCACAAGGUACCAAUAUUACCUUCAAGUGAAAAAGGAAGUUCUUGAUGGACGUCUGCAGUGCACUGUGGAGCAGGGAAUUCGGCUAGCUGGCUUGGCUGUGCAAGCCGAUUUUGGAGACUUCAACCAGUUUCACUCCCAGGAUUUCCUCAGGGAAUACGUACUAUUUCCAGUGACCUGGACACAUGUGGAUGAGGUUCUGGAAGAGUGGACGCACAAAGUGGCAGUAGAACACAAGAGUCACUGUGGAAUGCAGCCAGCAGAAGCCGAGUUGCUGUACAUAAAGGAAGUAGAGAAGCUGGAUGGCUUUGGCCAGGAAAGCUUUGCUGCUAAGGACAACUACACAAAUGACAUCUACAUCGGUGUUUCCUUCAUCGGCGUGUUCGUCAAGCACAGAAAUGGGAGAUCAAUCAUGCUGCACAGGUGGAAAGACAUUGGCAACAUCGCCCACAAUAAGUCUGCCAUCACUGUGGAGAUAACAAGCAGAGAUGACACCAUCAUGUUUCACACUGAUGACAUGGAAAUGUCCAAAUACAUUUCAACACUCUUCACUGCCAGACAUAAAUUCUACAAACAGAACAAAAUAUGUGCAGAGCCAGCCCACUCCCCAGCACCAAUUCGGAGACGGCCCACAUGGAACCGGUCCUCACUGCCGAGGCCACAGUCCUGCAUCAUCCAGCCUAUGCACUCCCAGUAUGCAGAACAUUACCAGGAUACUCAGAGUUCACAAGACAGUAUUUUCCAUGACGACCCCUAUUACAAGUCGGAGACCAGCCUGGAUCGAUGCCCAGUAGAUUUCGGCUUCCGGAAUGGGACAGUUCCCAAUGGCAGCGUGUACAGCACACCCAGCAUGAACUCCAUCCAGGCCUCGCCUAUGUCGUCCAACCUCAGCAUCCCUGGCAGUGAUGUCAUGCGUACCGACUACGUCCCCAGCCACCGGCACAGUGCCAUCAUAGCCCCCUCCUACCGGCCCACACCUGAAUAUGAGGCCGUCAUGCGGCAGAAGUGUCGCCUGCUGCCUGCCACGGACUGCCACAGCCAGUCACUGCGGAGUCUCAAUAUCAGCAACACCUUUGCCUAUCGCCAACCCGAGGCCCUGGUGUAUAGCCAGCCUGAGAUGAGGGAGCGGGGGCCCUACCUGGGCCCUUAUGGCCCCCAGGUGAGCUACAGCAAGCCCAUGGCUCCCUUGGCACAGGCAGGCCCAAGUUGUGUGGUGUCAGCCGGUGGACAGGCUUCAGCAGGUAGUGCCAUCUCGCACACCGUCAGCACCCCGGAGUUGGCCAACACCAAGCAGCAGUGUGCCCAGGGCUACAGCAAUGCCACCCACAUGCUGCGGAAUCAGCUGUCCCGCCCACCGCCCCCUUACCCCACCUUCCGGCCAGCCACGAGCACGCCCGAUCUGGCCAGUCACCGCCACAGGUGCAUGGGGGGCAGCAGCCCAGAGCUCGUCAGCCGCAAAGUGCAGCUGUCGGUCAAGACCUUCCAGCCAGACAGCUCGACGGUGGUCCGUCAGUCCAUGGUCCAGGAGGUCAGUGAACCCCUUACGGCUGCCAAACGCCAUUCAGCCCUUGGCAAGCGACACAGCCUGGAGGUGAUCAGCAGCAUGGUGCGGGGCAUGGAGGCCAUGGCCCUCAAGACUCUCAACGCCCCCCUGCCUCGCAGGAACACAGUGAGGGAGCAGGUGGCUCCGUCUCCUCCCCAGCCAGCCCCUGAAAUGGCCCCAUCGAAAGCCCCCGAGGAUACUUACCGGCAUAAGAAGACCCUCUCAAAUGCCACCAUGCUUGUCCACAGCAGCGAGAGUGAGGAAGAGGAGGAGGAGACACCCGACCUGGAUGUCCAGAUCCCGGGGCUCAAUGAGGACAUUGGUGCCCAGCUCCAGGCUGCCCUAGCAAAAAUCCCCAACAAGCCCCCCCCUGAGUACCCUGGCCCCCGGAGGGCAGUCAGCAAUAGCACUCUGCGGCAGAGGAACCAGGCAUUGGCUGAGGAGGCGGCACAGGCCCGGAUGACUAAAGCAGGCCACAAUCAGGGUGGUGCCGGGGCUCUUGCGCGCUCCGAACAGCAGGCCAGCCUCAACGGUGCCGGACUUGGUCCCUCCUUAUCUGAGCCUGACCUGACCAGCGUUAAGGAGCGGGUGAGAAAGGAGCCAGUGAAAGAGCGGCCUGUGUCUGAGAUGUUCUCCAUUGAGGACAGUAUCGUGGAGAGGGAGAUAAUGCAGAGGACGCUGGAGAAACAGAAGAUGUCAGUGGACUCUUUGAAGAGGCCUCUGAUGAUGGCAGCCCUCAAUGGGCUCUACAUGGCCCGCAUGCCGGUUCCUGAGAGCCAGCGGGAGGACGUGGCCAAAUGCUCCACCGAUGAACGGUGUAAACAUCUGGAGCAGACCCUGGAGGGGGAGCGCAUUUUCACGGAGUAUGAGCAGAUCCCCAAGAAGAGAGCCGAAUGCACAGCUGCCACGGCAACUCUACCCGAGAACAUUGAACGCAAUCGCUUCCGGGACGUUGUGCCAUAUGAGGAGAAUCGUCUGGAGCUGGUCCCCACCAAAGAGAACAACACUGGCUACAUCAAUGCCUCACACAUCAAGGUGAUGAUCACUGGGGAAGAAUGGCACUAUAUCGCCACUCAGGGGCCCCUGCCAAACACAUGCCAGGACUUCUGGCAGAUGAUCUGGGAGCAGGGAGUGAAUGUCAUCGCCAUGGUUACAGCUGAAGAGGAGGGUGGCAGGUCGAAGAGCCACAGGUACUGGCCUAAGCUGGGCUCCAAGCACAACUCAGCCACUCACGGCAAGUUUAAAGUGACCACGAAGUUCCGCACGGAUUCGGGCUGCUAUGCCACCACGGGGUUAAAGGUCAAGCACCUGCUGUCUGGGCAGGAAAGGACGGUGUGGCACCUACAGUACACUGACUGGCCUGACCAUGGGUGCCCAGAAUAUGUCCAGGGUUUCCUCUCAUACCUUGAGGAGAUCCAGUCUGUGCGUCGGCACACCAACAGUAUGCUGGACACUUCCAAGAGCCUGAACCCGCCCAUUGUGGUGCACUGUAGUGCAGGGGUAGGGCGGACUGGCGUGGUCAUCCUGACCGAGCUCAUGAUCAGCUGCCUGGAGCACAAUGAGAGGGUGGAUGUUCCCGUGAUGCUGGGUCGACUCCGGCAGCAACGCAUGCUUAUGGUCCAGACCAUCUCCCAGUACAAAUUUGUCUACCAGGUUCUGAUCCAGUUUCUCAAGAACUCUCGUCUGAUAUGAGCCUAUCUGGAGACCGCUCUUUCCCUUCUCUCCAGUCGAGAACAGACAUGGUGUCGGUACCGAGUACUCUCCCCAGAAACAAGUGCAUUUCACCCAGUACGUUUAUUUUUUGAUAAACGUUUGUGUUUCGUGUUUAUCUCAUUUUUUCAGUUGCAUUUAUAAAGGCUUUAUAUUUUUUGAUAAGGCUACAGCCAGUUAGAGAGUUUGAUAGGAUCUGUCAUCUUGCUAAGAUGCUUCUCACUGGUGUAUUCAUGGAUAAAUUACGUAUAAGAUUGCAGUAUGUAACAUCUAUGCAACAAGUUCUUACCAAAUUAAACAUAUAUGGAUAAAUUAUCCUUUAUUGGACUUAUUAUAGUGUUUCUGCAUAACAAGAGAUAUCAAAAGAAACAAGAAAAAGCUAUGUACGUCUUUUUAAAGAUCUUCUAAUGUAUGUAAAAUCCCAAUAUUGGUUGAUCAAAAAGAAAAAAUCUAUAGUUGUUUUGUAUUGAAUAUAUAUUUGGCAUGUGGAACAGCAAGAUGGCAAAUAAAAAAGUUUACUAGUUGAAAUACAAGGAAGCUAUAUAAAGGUUUUUGAAAAGUAAAGUAAAUACAAAUUAGUAUGUGGUAAUAUAGUACCUUUCUAUACCAGCAGAGGACAGCAAACACUUGUGCUAAAAUCAUCCUUUAAGGCAGGGGUGUCCAAUCUUAUCCAGAAAGGGCCGGUGUGUGUGCAGGUUGUUGUUUUAGCACAGGACGAAGACAGCUGAUUCUACUCAUCAAGGUCUUGAUUAAAGACCACAAUUAGUUCAUUAGUAUAAUCAGGUGUGUUACUGCUGGGUUAAAACAAAAACCUGCACCCACGCCGGCCCUUUUAGGAUAAGAUUGGACACCUCUGCUUUAAGUAGAAACUCCUGUAGAAACUGUAGAAACCUUUACUCCUCACUCCUGGUCCUAGUAAGCCACAAGAUGUGAUGGCUUUUGUUGUUACUCUGCGCUUAAUUUAUCAAUUAAAGCGGUAAAUCACACAGCUCAUAUCACUGGUUUCUUGGGUCUGAAUUGGUUGCUGAUAUUAAGGCAGAAAUAAAAACCAGCACACCCUGCGACUCUCCAGGGACAGGAGCGAGAUCCACUGCUUCAGCUUUCCAAUGUUUUCAGUUAUGGAAAUGUGCUACGACAGAUGGUUGUAAAAUACAUUGAAAACUUGUCAAGACAUUUCAAUAUUUAAUAUUUUAAUGUGUUAAUUUAUUUUCUUAUUGACAUUUACAUAAGUUUUUUUCAUGCAUUUUUCUAGUGAAUGCUGGCAUUUUCAAGCGAAUCUGGUGCCUAGACAUCACUCUGAAUACCUUUUACUAGCAUUUUCUUAUAUAGUUGGAAAAACAGUUUACAGUUUCACCAUUGUUUACUUGGUUUUUUAAAAUAUAUAUAUAUAUAUUUUGGAAUCAGUAUUUCAUUUUCUAAAUUCUCCUGAACUACUUUAAAUUCUAUAGGUAUUAUCAGAUUUUGUAUUGUGAAAUGUUCAUUUUUGAAGAUGACAUACUGGGUUGCAGUACAAGAUGGCUGUAUUUUUUCUUACUGAAGAAUCCGUUUUAAAUAUAAACAUAUUUGACUUAUCUCUUCAAGGCUGAAGCUGCCUGUUGUGUGAGGUUCUUGCCUUAAUUGAAAAAGGUAAAUGUAAAUAAACCAUCUACUAUUAUUAAGGUCACUGUUCAGUCAUUGUAGCUGUAUACUUAAGGGUCCACUUUUGGCAUCAGUGUGUAAAGUUUGAUUUGUGUUUUUUUAUGCAUUCUCUUUUUCCUUAAACAUUUCACAUAUUCCAUUAAUAAUUUCUUACACAGUUCGAUACUUUUCCACUUUGAUUUGAUAUUACUGUGUUGUCUGUAAAGUGUUCACAUCCACAAUCCACAUACAUUUCCAGUCUUCUUUCCUUUCUCACUAAAAGCUCUUCAAGUGACUUGGCAGAGCUCUGUAGUAUCAGGCCAUUAAUUGUCAUUUGUCUGAAAUUAUGCAAGGGUGCUGGUCUUUUCCCCAAGAAAAAGGGUGCAACCGCAAGUCUGACCGUAAUUUUGAGGAUGAGGUAAAAUCCAUCAGGGAUGUGCUGGGCAAUGCUUAAACAGGUGCGCUAGUCAAUCUCUAAACCAUUGUAUAAUUUGCAUGAGACAUGACCUUUGUGGCUGAGAAUGGCAUUUAGUGAGUGUUGCUAGUAGACCACCAGCUUUACUGCUGAAGGCAGCAGUUGUUGCUGCUAAAGGCCAGGGAAAAUUGCCAGUGGUGUGUUUGCCUUCUGUUAGCAAAUUUCAAAUGGCUAACAAACAGGAAGCAGGCUGUAGAUCCACUUUACCUGGAAUAUGUGUAGUUUGCAUACUGUGAAUAUUCUGUUGCCCCUUAAUACCUCUUUUAUGCUGAAAAUUCAGUUAUACUGCUCAAGAGCAGGUUCUUGUUCCAGUCAAGAACUAUCAGAGUAUAUCCUGACUGGCUGUAGUAUGAAAGCAUAAUUCUCAGUCAUCAAGGUCACGUAUCAUUUUUAUACCAUGUGACAAAUUCAAUUUAAUUUUGACGUGGAGUGCCUGCAUAGACCCUUCCAGGUUGUUGGUGAAGGCUGAGAAAAUUAGAACACCUCUGGGCUGAUACAUUUCAACUCAUGUGAAACACACAAAGCACAAGUGUACAAUUUUCAGGAAACAUUUAAAAUGACAGAAAUUGAAAGAAAACUGAUAUCUGAGCUUGGUUAUCUAGAAAUAACUGAAGGAGAGUAAUGCUAAAAGCAUCUGUAUCUCUCAGGGCAGUGGUGUCAGUAACCCCUCCCCAAUAUACUCAUCUUGUAUUUUCUGCUAAAUUUCAACUAGCUAACGAAACAUAAAAUGACCCCCAAGCUCAACUUGGAGCCAUUUUAUUUCAAAUAAAGGCCGUUACCGGAUAAACUAAGUGCCUAAUACCGACUACAGACCUUAUAAUAUAGUCUGUAUUGUCGGUUUUUGUAUUUAUCCUUUAUAAAUAUUUUUUAAAUUCUGUGCAGAGGAGGAAGUACUGUCCUUGUAUUAUAUGCCAUUGUGGACGUGCAGAAUUUAUAUGGUUUUGACUUGGUACUUAUUAAUACCAUAAAAGAAAGAAACUAUGCAUGAUUUCAUAUUCUAAUGUGUGUAUAUAUACUCAAAUCGGUAUAUAAGCUUAUGCUUUUCUAGUGUUUUUGCACUUCUUCCCUAAUAUGACAGUAUUGUUUCACGCUGCGUUGCAUUCCAUGGCUGCAGUUCCCCUUGUCUCAUGAUCAUGAUUUUUCCAAACACUUUGAUGUACAUAGGUUUUGUAUAUGCUGUGUAAGUGCAUUGUCUCUUUUCUGAAAUGUACAAUGCUGUCAAUCUCGCUCAUUAUGCAAUAAAGCAUUAUUUUACGUU